Arachis duranensis is the source of this 801-nucleotide messenger RNA. RefSeq lists its product as uncharacterized. The coding region runs from base 1 to 801 and encodes 266 amino acids. NCBI's taxonomy places the organism in Eukaryota, Viridiplantae, Streptophyta, Magnoliopsida, Fabales, Fabaceae. The record is from RefSeq and is a predicted model, not a curated record. The transcript has 3 exons.
AUGGGGAAGAAAGUCAUUGCUAAAAGAGCACCGCGUGAGAAAAUCCAUAAACUUCCAGGAUAUCCAAGACCAUCAACUCGUUCUCAAGACACCACCUUUACUCCUUCACCUUCUCCUCCUACCUCUCCUCCUCGAACUGAUCCCAUGGCUCGUACCAAGACCACUCCAAGGUAUCCUGCCUCUGCCAAACCGACACCACCACCAAAGGCAACGCCUUCCAAACCUGCCUCUUCAAAACCUGGUUCUUCAAAGCCAUCCUCAUCCAAAGGGAAGCGUCCGGCGACGGAAGAACCUGUUUCCGAGCCACCACAACCCAGGGCAAGAUUCAAAUCUGCCAUGAACAAUAAUUUUUAUGAAGGGGUUAUCCAGUAUCAUACCCUGUGUCCAUCUUUUCUAGCUGAUCUACAUUUAUAUCUAAAAGGAGGUGGUUCAGUGAAACAGCAAAAAGGACCAACUCGAUCUGAGAGAGUGGUUCUAGAUGAUGAUGAUGAUGAAGAAUACAUCCCAGAUGACUCUCCUCCUCCUUCCACUGAGGGUACUUCCAUUUCCACUGGGAAGAAAUCUGCUCUGCUGAAUGUGGUCAAGGAUAUUGCUCAAGAGUUUAUUUUCCAAUCAAAUCACUUAAUUGCCAUGAGCAAGGAACAAAGGAAGCUAGCUAGCAAGCAUGAGAACUUGCUGAAGAAAUCAAGAGAUAGGGUGGCUGUGCUCAUGACCUUCAUUGAUAACCUUAAUAAUGAUGAAGACAUUGCCACUGAUGUUGAAGAGGAAGCUGCUUCGGAGGGGGAUGGUUCUGAUACCUAG